CGCAUGCGCUGAGCGCUGCUGUCGUCGCUCGUCGGAGGCAGCAGCAUCGGUUGAGCCAGGAGAGUCCAGUGUGCAAGCGACGAGAACGCAAUCAGAUGGUGGCGAAGAUCGUGGAUUGACAGGUCGCGGGUUGCACGAGAGAGUGAGAGAGAGAGAGAGAGAGAGGGAGCGCGCGCGCGAGAGAAAGAGAGAGAGAGAGAAGGAACAGGCGUUUACGUGACGGCGGUUGGCGUUAGGCUCUCUCUCUGGCAGGAGGACGGGGACGGUUUUUUCCGUGUGUACGCGCACGCGAGCCAGGAAAAGAAAAGAGAGAGAGAGAGAAAAAGAGAGAGAAAGAAAGCGACCCGCGAGUGAGAGGAACACGGGCAGUUGACGUGCGCGACGAUCUCGUCAUCGACAACGUUGACGAAAUGAUCCUCUAGCCUCCCUGUGGCUUCCUUGGCCUGGUCCGCGCGAGAAGGAGUACUUGGAGCAGGAGGUGACCCUUUAAAAGAGAAGGUGAACGAUUCUUCUCGUCUCUGGUAGUACUUGAGAUCUUUCUUCCACGGGCAAAGAGCGAGGGGAGAGAGAAAGAGACGCACGAAUCGUUUAUAUACACAUAUACAACGACAGAGAAAGAGAGAGAGAGCGAGAGAGAGAAAGAGAGAGAGGACGCACACGCGACGCUCACAGCGCGCUUCGUGGAGGAGGGAAACGAAGAAAGGAAGAAAAGAAAGACGGACGCAACGCAGCGCAGCGUUCGGACGAACGCAGUUUUCACCUCGCGGCGGAUUGUUCCACAUCGCGUUCACCCGCGUCGAAUCGAAGUCGAUCGUUCGCGAAUCUCAUCUCGCGUUACUCGCCCUUCAUCAGGACGAGCCUCCGAGGAAGGGAUCUGUCGAUCGACUGUGCGCUGAAUAUAAGCUCGGUUUACAUUAACGUUGGAGACAGAAGUGCGCGUCACCGGAGUGCCGAAGUACGGGGCCGUGAGGAGUUGGCCGCUGAAGAAGGAUAAUUGUUCCUUCGCUGAAGAAGGAUAAUUGACGAGGCGUUUGUCCAGAGGGCCCUCCCGGGGCACGACGGAGUGCCUGUCGGGCUCAGCUGAUCCACGCGCAGCGGUAGGAGGCGGCGGAAGGAGAGGUAGUGGUGGAGGACGCUACCAGGAGCGCCGCGGGGCGAGGAAGGGCCCCUGCCGAACUCAGCACCGCCGACGAGCGAGCAGCACCGAUAAAUAUGUCGUCCCCCAGCGCCGGCAAGCGACGCAUGGACACGGACGUUAUCAAACUAAUAGAAAGCAAACACGAGGUGACAAUUCUAGGAGGACUAAAUGAAUUCUCCGUUAAGUUCUACGGUCCACGAGGCACGCCCUACGAGGGUGGAAUAUGGAAGGUGAGGGUUCAUCUGCCGGAGCACUACCCUUUCAAAUCACCUUCGAUCGGUUUCAUGAACAAGGUCUACCAUCCCAACAUUGACGAAGUCUCGGGUACGGUGUGUCUAGACGUUAUAAACCAAGCUUGGACUGCCCUUUACGACUUGUCAAAUAUUUUCGAGUCUUUCCUGCCUCAGUUGUUAACAUAUCCCAAUCCAAUCGAUCCCUUGAACGGCGAUGCUGCCGCGAUGUACCUUCACAAACCCGAAGAAUACAAGAAGAAAGUGGCGGAUUACGUGAGGAAGUACGCGACGGAGGAGGCGCUGAGGGACCAGGAGAACGGCGGUACCGGCAACGGGAUGUCCUCCGACAGCGAGUCGUCGAUGAGCGAUUUCAGCGAGGACGAGGCGCAGGACAUGGAGUUGUAACCAAAUAUAUUACCAUCCGCGCGUACCCAUAUCCUUAAUCAUCUCGAUUCCCUGUAAGAUCCCCGAUCGCUCGUCCUACUACCAAAUAGAUGCUUACACCCGAGACUCCGAGUCUCACUUCUGGUGACGGCGACGAGAUCCCUUUUACUACUCGUCGCUGCUUUCGUCUCUUGUCGCUCGUCGCUCGUACAUAUACCGAGGGGUUGGUGAUCGACCAUCCCCGGCACGACGAGAGUGAAAGUGACGGAGACGAACGAGGUAAAAACGGAGAAUCGCGCUCUUCUCAUCGAGCGCAUCUCGAGGGGCGUUUUCUAUCACGACAGCGAUGUCUCUCACGGUCGUCCAAGCUCUUGCUUGAGUUAAUUAUUCGUUGCGUUUAAUUGUCAUAUAUUCAUAAAUUAUGACGACGACGACGAUGAUUAUGAUUAUAAUGUGCACAUCAACGAACGAGACGUUGGCACAAAUGAAACUCGCAAUCUUUGUAAACGUCUCGAGAGUCGAUGAUCUUAUUUUUCAGUGUGAAGAAGAGAAAAAGGAAGGAUAUGAAACGAAAAGACAGAGAGAGGACCAUCGUUGGUAUUUACGGGUUAUUCAUUGAUCGACGCAAUAUCGAUUUUCGGCCGGUGCUUCUACUGCGUAUAUAUAUAUAUCUAUGAUGCGUUUUUCUAUGAUGAACAGCGAAACAAUAACGUACCUUGCGACGGAUAGAGCUAUAUCUAAUAUAUUUACCCGGUUAUGUUUUUCUCGAUUUCUGAAAUUCUCUCGCCCUUGUUUGUUCUUUCUUCCAAGCGCCCACAGGUGCGUUUGUCGUUGUUAUUCGAAAAUAUGUGAUCGAGAAUGAAGCAGCAGAGAGAUGCACAAAAAUUUUAACGACGAAUCGAUUAAUCUGGCAUAUAGCGAUCGCAUCGUCUCUCUAUCAACUAACGACUCCUUUGCUGCUAUCUUAGACUGUGUUAGCAUCUAUUUAAAAAAUUAUUUUUAUAUUCGAAAUCGCUAUCAAUCGUCAUUCUUCUCAUUUUUAUCUGAAGAGUACGCUAAAUAUUGCCUAGUUAAAAGUGAAAAGCAAACAGAGUUUGUCUCUACAAUCUUUUCUUUUUCUCGAUUGAUUAUAAAAACCGGUGCCUAUGUCACGCGUCAGUUUCAGAUUUCUUUUGUUUAAAACAACAGUGAGACACGCAAAAAUGUGAUGGAGUAUGGGUACUAGCACCGUCUUCCUUUUUCCUGCCAUCACUAUUCCCAAACGUUUCCCCCGUAGGGCUGCGCAUCAGCGACCGAUCGCUACGUCGUCGUCGGCCGCGGGGAAAAGAUCGAAUCUGCUACACAAACGGCCGCACGCGAACGACGUCGAGACGACGGAGCCGCUAGCCAAGACUGCGCGAUUGUGGAAUCACCCCGGGAGAAUGAGUGCAAACGAGACUCUGAAUAUGUUUCAAGCAACCUCGACGUCCUGUCUCGAACUGUGCGCAUCGGGCGGACAAAGUGCGGAUGAGACGCAAGCUACAGGACUGUCAUCACCGUGUGUCCAUCCUUUGGAAGUGAAUGUAGAUUUAGUUGAUCCCGGUGGGUACGGAUCGGACGCGAUUUAAUAAUCACUCGCGGAAAAUUUUAAGUCAAUUUGUACUAUUUUAAUCUCAUUGUUAUUCGACUCAUUAUAGAUUUCAUUAUAUAGAUUAUUGUUAUUAAGAGGAGGACGUAUAUUAAAUUGAAUUGGUUUGUUACAAUGUUUGAGA
Molecule: messenger RNA, 3506 nt
Organism: Acromyrmex echinatior (Panamanian leafcutter ant)
Lineage: Eukaryota; Metazoa; Arthropoda; Insecta; Hymenoptera; Formicidae
Gene: UbcE2H
Product: ubiquitin conjugating enzyme E2H
Source: RefSeq, a predicted model, not a curated record